GGUCCUCUACUCCUCUCAUCCUUCAUCUACUUCGGCCUAAGUUCCAACUAAGCAUAAUGGCAUCGCUUUCUCCCUUGAAUCACACCCUUCUUACUCCCGCUAGCAGUUCUAAUGCCUCCACCUCUCUGUGCCCCUUCAACCAGAGGAGGUCUCAGGUCCCCAUAGUCGGCAAGCGUCGUUACCGAAUGGUUCGUAAGGUCUCAUGUGAAGCUACCGAUGGAGAAAAGAAACCAACCAGAUCGGGGAAUGAAGAGGGAUCUCUCGGGAGGUUGGACAGGAGGAAUGUGCUUAUUGGUUUAGGAGGCUUGUACGGUGCCACCGGCCUCGGUGCUGAUCGAUUGGCAUUUGGGGCUCCGAUCAUGCCCCCGGACCUAAGUAAGUGCGGAGCAGCCAACCUGCCCGCCGGCGCAAAGCCCACCAACUGCUGCCCGCCUGCCAGUUCGGAAAUUGUUGACUUCAAGCUGCCAUCCUCAUCGGAACCCAUGCGCGUCAGACCAGCUGCUCACAUGGUGGACGAAGAGUAUAUCGCCAAGUACUCCAAGGCCAUUGCCCUCAUGAAGGCUCUCCCCGCCGACGACCCACGUAACUUCACGCAACAGGCCAAUGUUCACUGCGCUUACUGCGAUGGAGCUUAUGACCAGAUUGGUUUCCCGGACCUGGAAUUACAAGUGCACAACUCGUGGCUGUUUUUCCCAUUCCACCGCUACUAUCUCUACUUCUACGAGAGGAUGUUGGGCAAGUUGAUCGACGACCCCACAUUUGCGUUGCCUUACUGGAACUGGGAUGCUCCCGCCGGCAUGAAAAUGCCAACCAUGUACGCCAACCCUAACUCCCCUCUCUACGACAAACUCCGCGAUGCCAAGCACCAGCCACCGACGAUGAUCGAUCUCAACUACAAUGUACAAGACACCACGAUGACUCCUGAGCAACUACUGAAGAACAAUCUCGCCACCAUGUACCGGCAAGUGGUGUCCAAUGGCUCGACGGCGCAGCUCUUCCUUGGAUCGCCGUACCGUGCCGGAGACCAACCCGACCCUGGUUUCGGGUCGCUUGAGAACGUUCCACAUGGACCGGUUCAUCUAUGGGCCGGUGAUCGUACCCAGCCUAAUAUAGAGAAUAUGGGCAACUUUUACUCGGCUGCCCGAGACCCCAUCUUCUAUGCCCACCACUCCAACGUCGACCGGAUGUGGACAAUAUGGAAAAAGCUGGGAGGAAGGAGAAAGGAUUUCAAAGACCCCGACUGGCUGAACGCGGGCUUCCUGUUGUACGACGAGAACAAGCAGCUGGUGAGAGUUAAGGUUCGGGACUGCCUGGACGAGAAGAAACUCCGGUACUCGUAUCAGGACGUGGAGAUUCCAUGGAUGAAGACGAGGCCCACGCCUGGUAAACUCAUGGCAGCUGCUCAGAAACUGAAGAUUACGGAUAGGGGGUUGAAGAAGAAGAAGCCAACCGUCAGUGAGUUCCCCAAAGAACUUGAUGCGCCAUUCAAGGUAGUGGUGAAGAGGCCGAGGAAAUCGAGGAGCAAGAAAGAGAAGGAGGACGAAGAGGAGAUAUUGGUAAUAGACCAAGUAGAGUUGGAGAGGGACACGGUGGUGAAGUUCGACGUCUACAUCAACGACGAGGACGAGCCAAGCCCGGAUAAGAGUGAGUUCGCCGGGAGCUUUGUGAAUGUUCCCCACAAGCACGGGAAGAAGAUGAGCAAGCUUAAGACGUGCCUGAGAUUCGGUAUCUCGGAAUUGCUGGAGGAUUUGGAAGCCGAAGAUGACGACGAGGUGGUGGUGACUAUAGUACCAAGGAUUGGAGGGGACCUUGUCACCAUUGGUGGGAUCAAGAUAGUGUUCGCUUCGUGAUUUGUUACUGCGUGUAGGAAUCCUCCUUUUGUUUGUUUCAAUUUAUUGUAUUUUCCCCCUUUGCCUUUUUGAAUAAGUUUGAAGCAGCAUCCAUCCCAGUUCCAGUUUAGGUUUUUGGUGGAUCACGACGUGGAGUACUCCUAAGAUGUGUAACCGGAGAAAGAACUACCGGAGGUGGUUGCCUCUGUAGUCAACGACUCCAAUGCUUAAUAUUUUGUUGAAGGAAUAAACAGGAGAAAAAUUUUCUUUA
Messenger RNA from Nelumbo nucifera (sacred lotus), 2100 nucleotides. Its product is annotated as polyphenol oxidase, chloroplastic. The record is from RefSeq and is a predicted model, not a curated record. NCBI's taxonomy places the organism in Eukaryota, Viridiplantae, Streptophyta, Magnoliopsida, Proteales, Nelumbonaceae. Gene Ontology annotation, molecular function: catechol oxidase activity. Gene Ontology annotation, biological process: pigment biosynthetic process.